Aspergillus neoniger CBS 115656 is the source of this 1890-nucleotide messenger RNA. RefSeq names its product fungal specific transcription factor domain-containing protein. The record is from RefSeq and is a predicted model, not a curated record. The coding region runs from base 1 to 1797 and encodes 598 amino acids. Gene Ontology annotation, biological process: DNA-templated transcription. The transcript is spliced from 4 exons. Gene Ontology annotation, molecular function: DNA binding; zinc ion binding. NCBI's taxonomy places the organism in Eukaryota, Fungi, Ascomycota, Eurotiomycetes, Eurotiales, Aspergillaceae.
AUGUCGGAGCUCAAAGGUGCGAUGCGAGUUAACACGAGGAGCGACUGUGUGUCGCAGAUGCAACUUGAGAAACCUGAAGUGGCACUCAGAAGGUCUUCAACUAGUCCGAACACGGCGUCCUCUCCUGACACUAAUGCCUCGUCUUCGCCAUGCUCGGACUCUAGUGGGACCCAUGCUGGUAUUUCCAUUCCCCACACAGAGAGUCCCUGCAGUGUGGAUGAUUUGGAGAGCAAUGGUCUCUUCGACGGUGAAUCUCUCUCCCAGUUAUUGGUUUCAGGGACCAAAGCUAUAUCAGGCCAACCACACAUCGCCAUCAAGCCUGAUGUCCUGUCUACCUAUCCUCUUGACAACCUUCUCUCAGAUAUUGAGGGACUUCUCGAGCAGCCAGUAUCCUAUUUGGCUCCGAGCAAGGGAAAUGUUACAAGACCGGACCGGAAAUUUCGAAGUCGACUCCCAGCGGUCUCCCCUGAGGACAGUGAGUAUUUGCUUAGCAAAGGAGCUCUGCAGCUCUUGCCACCAGCCUUGCGCAACGAGCUAUUGGCGGCGUAUGUCAAAUAUGUUCAUCCGCUCUUACCAAUUCUUGAUCUCGGGGAUUUUCUCUCAAAAGUCAUAGUUGGGGAUGAUGCUCAAUUCAAUUCACCACUACUAUACCAAGCUGUCAUGUUUGCCGGCAGUAUUUUCGCUCGGCGAGACAAUGACGAAAUGGAACAGCUAACGGGAGCUUUAUUUGAACGUACAAAGGUUCUUUACGAGUUUGAAUCCGAACCAUGUGCCUAUACCCAAAUCCAAGCUCUCUUGCUGAUGACUCUCUGGCAUGGAGAUAUGUCACGCCACAAAGGGCCGUCCUACUGGCUUGAUAUCGCCUUCUCCACUGCGGAACGAAUAGGCCUGCUCCAUGAUGAAGAUUGGACAUGCGAUAGCCGUUCUUUCAGAUCCACUAUGUGGUGCUGCCUUUACGUCCGUGAUCGAACAAUCUCGCUUGGAUCUCGUCGGCCCCCACGGAUGCCAGUCAACAUAUAUCCAGAUUCGAUCCUUCAUCUUAUGAGCGAUGCAACUCAUGAAUACGAUGAAAUCAUUCAUGAGAGCCUAGGUAGCGCUUCUCCUAUGCUUACCCACACUAGCCAAGAACAAUCUGCCAUGCUCUUCAAGGAACUAGUCAAACUCUCCUACUGUGUUGGAGCAAUCUUAGACUACCUAUACGAAGGGGCAUGGGUUCCAAUCCCAGCACGUCGCAGCAGCUUCUAUUCACUCGCCCCUAAAUGCAGUAUUUCGCCAUCCAUCAGACCCAGUUGUGAGAAGCUCCUCUAUUCCUGGAUCCAAUUCCUUCCACUCAACGCAGUUUACCAUCCACCACACAUUCCCGCCGAUUUUGAUGGAAAUCCGACCGAAACAGUAUUUCUAGUACACAAAGCUUUUCUCUACCUGCUAUAUUUGGCCGCAAUGGCUGUGAUAUACCGCACAGGAACGCAUAGCCAGCAAACCAGCACUGCGCGUCCUAACAUGGAAGGUCUAAGGGGAUCCACGUCGCAAAUCAAAAAGGUACUCGCGGAGCUGCAGGAUCUUGGACUACUUCCGUUCCUUCCCGGAGCAUCAGUCACUAUACUGAUGUUCGCUGUUGAGGCUAGUCUGUUGGAUCUUCAGGGCUCGGAUAUCAUGGUCCGAAGGCAGGCUAUGACAAAUCUGUAUGCUUGUGAGGAGGCUGCGUUACACUUGAUGCAGGCUUAUCCCACGGCUGAGAUGGCAGUUUUGAAGACCAGGACAGCACGCGCGAACCUUCUUGGAUUGAUUGAGGCUUAAAGGGCGAUUAUUGACACCGACAGUUCGUCGAAGACGCGAGGCUUUGCUUGAUGAAUUAAUGGAUUAUGAGCGCCGGGCAAUAAUUUAGAUAGC